GGCGGCGGGCAGCAUGGCCGCGGCCGCUGACUCGCUUUCCCGCGCCGACGCGCCGGCAGUGCGGUUGCCGCGGUCGCCGCCGCUCAAGGUGCUGGCGGAGCAGCUGCGGCGCGACGCGGAGGGCGGCCCGGGCGCGUGGCGGCUGUCGCGGGCGGCGGUGGGCCGCGGGCCGCUGGAGCUGGCGGCCGUGUGGAUGCAGGGCACGGUGCUGGCGGCGUGCGGCGGCGAGGCGCUGCUGCGGGACCCGAGCGGGGUCUUCUCGGUGCGCGGCCUGGAGCGGGUGCCGCGCGGGCGGCCCUGCCUCGCCCCAGGAAAGUAUGUGAUGGUGAUGGGCGUGGUUCAGGCCUGCAGCCCAGAGCCAUGCCUUCUGGCUGUGAAGAUGACAGAUCUUUCUGAUAAUCCCAUCCAUGAAAGCAUGUGGGAACUAGAAGUGGAAGAUUUACAGAGGAAUAUUCCUUGAGGUUGGAACCGUCCUUAAAAACACCUAGAAUUUCUGAAACAAUUUAGGCUCUUAUAACCCUGCGGAUUUCACGGGACAUUAUUCAAUGUGCAUUUCUCAAAAGUUUCUCCGCUUUGCUUUGGUUGACCAAGGAGUCCAGAUGUAGGAAUUUGAAAAUGCUGGGAUCCUUCAGUUAACACGCCUCUGCUGCCCCUUGCUCUGUGUUUGCUGAUGAAAAGCAGAUGCUAUGCGGUUUUGUUUUUUUUUUUCCUUUUUGGUUUGUGUGUGUGUUAAUUCUCUCUCUCUCUCUCUAAAGUACACAGAAAUCUCACGUUGCAUUUUCCAGAUUUUACGAGUGAUGACACUUUUUCCGUGACUGCUGCAUGUCCGUUUUACGAUGCAAAAUUUGACUCCCAGUCAUUGCCCGUGGUGACUGAAGUGCGGCUACGGGCAGGAAGACAGGCUGUGUAGAAACGGAGUGACGCCAUGGCUCCUCGGUGUCCUCGUCAAUGGCCGCCCUGUCCAGUUUGCAAGUCACGUGGCAAUUCCCAGCGGCAGGCACGGCGGCCCUCGAGGAUGCAGGUCCCUUUAUGCUUCGCACGAGGCUCAGACACGUAAGGUCCCUUUCCCUCCGUGAAGGCGACACCUUCUUCCUUCUCUCGGAGAUGUUGAGCCGUUUUCAGAUUUUCUCGUUGAAAUGAAAGAAGGUUGAGAACAACUUUCAGGCCUUAGCUAAACUUCCGCUUCGUGACUUUUGGCAAGACGCUGCAAGGGGGCGGCCUCCUCCCGGUUCGAGGUCCUACGUGUUUUGUGUGGAAUGGCCUUUCGUCAUGUUUGUAUUGAACGCCGGGUUUCUGCGAGCUGCUUGUCACCCGUGCCUGAUUUUUCUUUAGAUUUGUAAACGUCAAGGGAGUCGGAUCACGUUCUGACAUUGCCAUGCAGUUUAGUCUGAUUUUUACCACUAAUAAAUUUUUUUAUAUGC
Messenger RNA from Microcebus murinus (gray mouse lemur), 1421 nucleotides. It is a transcript of the gene RMI2, whose product is annotated as RecQ mediated genome instability 2. Lineage: Eukaryota; Metazoa; Chordata; Mammalia; Primates; Cheirogaleidae. Gene Ontology annotation, biological process: regulation of sister chromatid segregation; maintenance of rDNA; negative regulation of double-strand break repair via homologous recombination. The record is from RefSeq and is a predicted model, not a curated record. Gene Ontology annotation, cellular component: nuclear speck; cytosol.